Phascolarctos cinereus (koala) is the source of this 1534-nucleotide messenger RNA. RefSeq names its product class I histocompatibility antigen, Gogo-OKO alpha chain. Gene Ontology annotation, biological process: antigen processing and presentation of endogenous peptide antigen via MHC class I via ER pathway, TAP-independent; immune response; antigen processing and presentation of endogenous peptide antigen via MHC class Ib. The record is from RefSeq and is a predicted model, not a curated record. NCBI's taxonomy places the organism in Eukaryota, Metazoa, Chordata, Mammalia, Diprotodontia, Phascolarctidae. Gene Ontology annotation, cellular component: external side of plasma membrane. Gene Ontology annotation, molecular function: signaling receptor binding; peptide antigen binding.
UAAACCCAGCGCGACUGGUCUCAGUUCUCUCUGUGGACCAUGGAGCCUUAUGUGCGUUGUCUCUUUUUGUUGGGGACCUUGGCCCUGAAGGAGACCUGGGCAGGCUCUCACUCCAUGAGGUACUUCGAUGCCGCCAUGGCCUCCCCUGAGCUCGAGGAGCCGCGGUUCCUCACCGUGGGCUACGUGGACGAUCAGCAGUUCAUGCGCUUCGACAGCGCCAGCGCGAGUCCGAGGGAGGAGCCGCGGGCGGCGUGGAUGGAGCGGGUGGAGCAGGAGGAGCCGGGCUACUGGGAGCAGGAGACGGGGAAGCAUAAGGCGAACGCACAGACUACCCGAGUGAACCUGCAGACUGCUCUCGGCUACUUCAACCAGAGCGAGGGCGGGGUCCACACCAUCCAGCGCAUGUACGGCUGCGAGGUCUCCCCCGAGCUCACCUUCAAGCGCGGGUUUGAACAACACGCCUACGACGGUCAAGACUACAUUGCCCUGGACAUGGAGACCUCCACGUGGACGGCGGCGGUGCCGCAGGCUCUGAACACCAAGCGCAAGUGGGAGGCAGAAAAGAGCAUCGCGGAGGGAGUUAAAGCCUACCUGGAGGAGACGUGCGUGCUGUGGCUGAAGAAGUACCUGGAGAUGGGGAAGGAGACGCUGAAGAGGACAGACCCGCCCUCCGCCCAAGUGACCCGCCACACUGCCCCCCAAGGGGAGGUGACCCUGCGGUGCCGGGCCCAGGAUUUCUACCCCGAGGACAUCUCCCUGACGUGGCUGAGGAAUGGGGAGGAGCAGCUCCAGGACACGGAGUUCAUUGAGACCAGGCCCGCGGGGGACGGGACCUUCCAGAAAUGGGCAGGUGUGGAUGUGACCUCGGGCCAGGAAGGGAAAUAUACCUGCCGAGUUCAGCACGAAGGACUGCCUGAGCCCCUCACCCUGAAGUGGGAGCCAGAGUCCUCCUCCACCUGGUACAUUGUGGGGGUCCUUCUCCUCACCAUUGCAGUCGUCGCUGGAUUUGUGAUCUGGAGAAACACUUCAGGUGGAAAAGGAGGGGACUAUGUUCAGGCUGCAGGCAAUGACAGUGCACAGGGGUCAGAUGUCUCUCUCACAGCCAAAGCUUGAGAGAAUUGCCUGGUGUGGGCCUGAGGAAGAAAACGAGUCUCCAGUCCCUGUGUUGUUCCUGUGGACCCCUGGCUUCUCUCCCCAGUGCUGGCCCAAGCCCAGGGAAGCAUCGUUAGGCCCUCACCCUGUUCUCUAAGGCCCCCUUCCCCCACCUUCUUUCUUUCUGCCUGUCUCACUCUGCAGGGAGACAACCAGCAGUGAGGGCCAGAGCGCUCUGGGAAUGAGCCCUUCUUCACAUUUGACGAUGCAGUGACCUCUGGGAGCUUUGUCUGACUGCACGCAACCUGAUGAAUUGUUGUUCUUGAGUCCUCAGCUUUUCUCCACAAUCUCCAUCUGCGUGGGGGUCUUUGGGGGACAGGAUGACAAUGUGGAGAUGUUACGGCUGUAUGAAAGGGAAAUAAAGCUGGGAGACGCCUGGGAA